Bufo bufo (common toad) is the source of this 1578-nucleotide messenger RNA. Its product is annotated as cAMP-dependent protein kinase type 1-like. Bases 1 to 1578 code for a protein of 525 amino acids. Gene Ontology annotation, biological process: protein phosphorylation. The record is from RefSeq and is a predicted model, not a curated record. The transcript has a single exon. Gene Ontology annotation, molecular function: protein kinase activity; ATP binding. NCBI's taxonomy places the organism in Eukaryota, Metazoa, Chordata, Amphibia, Anura, Bufonidae.
AUGGGAUCCAGUAGAAAGAGAAAAAAAACAACAACACCAUUGAGAGAAGACAGACAAAAUGGAGAGGAGAAAGAGAAGAUAACACCAAAACGGAGAGGAAUUGCCAUAGAGGAUCCACAGGAGGGAUGCAGCCAGCAGGUGAGCAAGGCCCAACCUGCUACUCAGCUGCCUAAAAACACCUCAUUUCUUCAUGGACUGCAGAACCAGUGGAGAAGGUUUGCAGGAUUCAUAAAGAAGAAGAAAACAUACAUCCUUAAAAAAGGAAGACAACUUUGGGGAAUUGAUGACCCCAAUAAAACAACAACCAAACAUCAAAGCUCAGUCAAGGGCUCCAAAAAUAAGAUAGAAUCUCGCAAAAGGGAAACAGAAGACCACGGUGCACCCACUAAAAGACCGAAAUUAGAAAGUGCAACAACUACAAAAUCAAAAGAACCAAAUGUUGCAUUUGAAGUGGGAGAAACAACAGAGAAGCGCCUAAGUGGGAGAAAAAGACCCUUUACAGAUAGAAGAUCCAAAAUUAACAUGAAUGAACUGGAGCCAAGGAAGAAGGCUAAGCUAGACAGCGACUACUCUCAUAAAGAGAGCACUGAAGAAGGGGAAAAGGCCACAGCGCCUUUAACGGUGGACAAAUUUACAUUCCAUCAUGUUCUUGGAGAAGGUGGCUUUGGAAAGGUGAUGCUGGCAACAGACUCCAUACGGAAAGAAAGUGUUGCCAUCAAAGCAGUAAAAAAGAGAUCAGCGCUAAGGUGGUCGUCAGGAUUAGAAGAAGGUGAAUUCCUGCAGAUUGCUCAGGAGAGCAUCUUUCUGGUUCACGGCUAUGGAGCUUUUCAUACUCAGAACUACAUCUACUUCGUCAUGGAGCUGGUCACUGCCGGGACUCUCUAUGACUUGAUUGAAGAGAGACAAUGGCUAAGCCUCUGCACCGUACGAUUUCUAGUUGCAGAGAUGGUAUGUGGAAUACAGUUCCUCCAUUCCAAAGGCAUCGUUCACAGAGACCUGAAAGCCGAUAACAUCCUCUUGACUACAAAAGGCCACAUUAAGAUCACUGAUUUUGGUCUUGCUAUCAGAGUCACAAGAGAAGGAGACAUUCACGGGACCCCUGCACCAGAAAAGAUCACUGGUGAGCCGUAUUACGCUGCAGAAGACUGGUUUUCUUUAGGCGUAAUUACCAACGGUUUAGUAACCGGCUGUAGACCUGCAGAGACGGUUGCACAAGUCACUGACAUGGUCCAAAAACAAGAAACAUCUGAAAACUUUGACCAUGCUGCUAAAGACUUGUUAACUGGGCUCCUGUGCAAGGACAAGUCUCUAAGAUUAGGGAUGAGAGGCAACAUACGUGAGCAUACCUUUUUCUCUUCAAUUAACUGGGAUGAACUGGAAUCAGGAAAAACUGAGUCACCACUCAAAAUCAGUGAAGACACCAUGGAAGAGUAUGUGACAAGGCAGAUAUCGGUACCACACAGUGAGGCUGAGAAGAAGCAGCCAAUCAUAAACCAAGAGCUGUUCGAGAAGGUCUCAUUUGUCUGUCCAGCUUGGAGUGCACACUACCACACUGCUCCAAUGCACCCGGACCCUUAG